AGCGGAAAUAGAAUCUUGCCCAGCAGUUACAGCAGCCAAUGGAGUUCUGCAAAGCGUCCUAAGCUGACGUCACCCCCGGUGUGCUCUGCCGGCAGGAUUGAAGAGAGAAUUAGAGCUGCGGUCACUUUAACUUCGUAGCCCGAGUGACUUUAUUUUUGUCCGAUUGUCAGAAAUACAACAAACGCAAUGGCUUUCGAUGUGAGGAGGCUUGACAUCUACAGGAAAGUGCCUAAAGACCUGACCCAGCCAACCUACACUGGAGCCUUCAUUUCCAUUUGCUGUUGCCUUUUCAUGCUCUUUCUCUUCCUAUCUGAGCUCACUGGGUUUAUAGCUACAGAACUAGUAAAUGAACUUUAUGUCGAUGACCCAGAUAAGGACAGUGGAGGGAAGAUCGAUGUGAGUUUAAACAUCAGUUUGCCCAACUUGAACUGUGAUCUCGUCGGGUUAGAUAUUCAGGAUGAGAUGGGCAGACACGAGGUGGGUCACAUCGACAACUCCAUGAAGAUCCCUCUGAACAACGGUUAUGGCUGCAGGUUCGAAGGGAAGUUCACUAUAAACAAGGUACCGGGUAACUUCCAUGUAUCGACCCACAGCGCCACGGCUCAGCCACAGAGCCCUGACAUGACCCACGUCAUUCACAAACUCACCUUUGGAGAGAAACUGCAGGUGCACACUAUUCAUGGAGCCUUCAACGCCUUAGCGGGAUCUGACAGACUGGCAUCUAAUCCACUUGCAUCCCACGACUACAUCUUAAAGAUAGUGCCCACUGUGUAUGAAGACAUGGCCGGCAAACACAGGUUCUCCUAUCAGUACACUGUGGCCAAUAAGGAAUACGUGGCCUACAGUCACACAGGCCGCAUCAUCCCAGCUAUCUGGUUCCGCUAUGACCUGAGCCCCAUCACUGUGAAGUACACAGAGAGACGGCAGCCCCUGUACCGCUUCAUCACCACGAUCUGUGCCAUCAUUGGAGGAACCUUCACUGUGGCCGGCAUCAUCGACUCCUGCAUCUUCACUGCCUCCGAAGCCUGGAAGAAGAUCCAGCUCGGGAAAAUGUCCUGAGCAUGCAGCGCCACACCUGUCCUGCAGGGGGCAGGAGAGGCCCACAAACUGACUGAGGAGAGAUUCGUUUUUAUUAUUUAUGCGUCUUGGGGACCAAAUCAUUUUCCAAAACUUGUACAAUUCAAUUUUCUGUUCCCAAUGCAAAAAAAAUAAAUAAAAAAAAGUGUGUUUUUGUUUAAUUUUUUUAAUUUCAUUGUAUCUCGUCUCUUCAGUGUGUUUCAAUAUCAGUCUCUCGGAGUCUGCAGAAAUAGGUCCUAGCUCACCCUCAACUCAUUUGCAGAAGCCACUUUGAACAGGUCAAGAGCUCUGGGAAAGAAGCCAACAGCAGAAAUAGCCAGCAGACUGUCUCUGUGUGGAGACCAGAAGCGAGCUGCAUGUACAGGGCUUGGACCAAACUUUGGAAACACCUUGCAAUAUGUAACACACCCCUAAAGUACUGACUGUAUAACGCUGUAUAAAAAAAUCAGUUAGGCUUCAAGUCUCACCCCACAGCUUCCCUGAAAGAAAAAUCCUGGAAAAAUAGUCAUGUGCUUCCUCCAAAGGAAUUGAAAUAGUCCCUCAUGUUAAACCAGUGCUGUCCUUGGAGCCAGGGGUAUGUGUUUACUAAUUUUCAGUCCAGGCCCUGUAAUGUCCUGCAUCAUGGCAGCAUGGAGAAUUCAUGGCAUUCCCAGCAGAAAUGCUACAAAUGCUGUUUCCACAUACCUUGAACAAAAGUAUAUGGGUUUAACUAAUCCUUUUCCAAUUAUAGGUUGACGUUAAAAUGUUUUUCGGUUGUUUGGACUUGGUAUCCAUGGAGAUGCAAGUGGAAAAAGUCAUGAACUUUGUUUCUUUUUGUGGAAGAAGGUGUGGACAUGUACUGCUGGGUGAACCUUUUUAUCUGAGGUUUGUACCAUCAGUAAAUCCAAUGUACUCCACUGUGUUGCUCUGUGCUGGCUCACUUAGCUGCAGUCUGCCUUCAUUGUCUUGACACCUGGAGUUUUUGUAAUGCUGUUAUAAAUGUGUCUUGUUAUAUUUGUGAGGGGAGGGGGCAGGGAAAAAAGAAUCAUUUUGAACUG
Molecule: messenger RNA, 2114 nt
Organism: Polyodon spathula (Mississippi paddlefish)
Lineage: Eukaryota; Metazoa; Chordata; Actinopteri; Acipenseriformes; Polyodontidae
Product: endoplasmic reticulum-Golgi intermediate compartment protein 1
Exons: 10
Coding region: 187-1059 (290 amino acids)
Biological process (GO): endoplasmic reticulum to Golgi vesicle-mediated transport; retrograde vesicle-mediated transport, Golgi to endoplasmic reticulum
Cellular component (GO): endoplasmic reticulum; Golgi membrane; COPII-coated ER to Golgi transport vesicle
Source: RefSeq, a predicted model, not a curated record